UUCUUGUGUUUUUCUAAUACAAUUUAACGCUCACGGUAGAAUCGUACCAGUGCCGGAACCAUUUUCCUUUUCGUAGUCGAAGAACCUUCGCGUGACGCUUAACGUUAUUAUUUCUUCAUAUAUAAAACAACGAUUCAAUCUCCGCUCAGUUGUGUAUCGAAGCUACAAAAACCAAUGGAAACUUUAAAUAGAAAAGAAGGGAUAUUUCCAGGAUUUCCGUUAACUGUUGAUCCCUCAACGCCCCAUCGCCAUCUGGCCGGCAGUCUGCGAGGUUCAGUGAACUAUUCUCACAACCAUCGGCACAACCACCUCCACAGACAUGAUCCACCGCUGCCACCCGCAUACUGUACACCACCUCCGCCAUCGUCCUCGAGUUACCCCACAGUGCAGCGUGGCUGCGCCCUGCAUUCAAGGCUCGACCAGCCGGUGACCAGCUCGACGUCCGGAAUGGACAGCAAAAAGGUUGUCCAGGCGGCGCCCCUCCCCGUACCUGUCCAGGUGCGUAGCAAGAACGAUGGCUCGGGGGUGGCAGCUUCCGUGUCGGGUGUUCGCCGACGAAGCGGAUCUCAGGGUUUACGAUCGCCUGCCGCAAAGAGGCCGCUAUCCGCCCCUGUCGCCCUUCAGGGCUGGCUACACAAACAGGGUUCCGAGGGUCUGAUGCUGUGGAAGAAACGGUGGUUCGUCCUCUCCGAGUACUGCCUCUUUUAUUACAAAGGUCCGGAAGAGGAGAAAUUGUUGGGCUCGAUAUUGUUACCAUCGUACAAGGUCACCGUUUGCAAGCCCGAGGAUAAAGUUAAUAGAAAAUUCGCAUUCAAAGCGGAACACGCGAAUAUGAGGACGUACCAUUUUGCAGCGGACAGUUUCGAGAGCAUGAAUCAAUGGGUGAACGCGUUAACUCUGGCGACACUUCUUCAGGAUCCGAACCCAAAUAUCAUCAGCGGACUCGGCGAGGCAGCGGUGGUGAUCGAAAUAGCAGGUCAGCAAGAUGGCGAACGAAGCGCAAGACCGAGCGUCUCCUCGAUAUCCUCGAUCCUGAAUCACAGCGCCGACGACAGUGAUUCUGGUUUCCAUGGUUUUCAAUCUCGGGACGAUCCCAGCCACGCGUCCAACAAUAAUUCAAGCCCGAACAGCGUGAACACUGCCUCAUUUCCCAAUCUCAGUGGCAGCAACAGCAACAGCACCACCAAUAACAACAAUAACAAUAAUACCAACAAUAAUGUUGCGCUGGUGAACUCUAACAACAACGUGAACGAAGUUCAACCAAUGGUGAACGGUUGGAUCCAACAACAGACUCCGUACAUUCAAGCCAGUACGUCUCAGCAGCAACAGCAGUACGGUCAAUUGAUGCCGUCUCCUCAACAACUGCAACAGGCGAUUCUUCAUCAGCACAUAUCCCAUCAGAACAGCCAAUCGGUUCAUCAAGUUCACCAACACAAACACGUAGUUCAACAACAACAACAACAACAACAACAGAGCCAGUCUCACUUGGCCAGCAACGUUCAAACUGUCCAACCGAUGCCCAGGAAGUUCGGUCAACCGAUCUACGCGAACGCGCCUCCGAAACCCCGAAGACUGACCGACGGUUCGACCGAGUAUUCGACGCCAUCCCCGGACCCGGACUACAGGAAGUCGCCAGUGUCGCCGGACGUAACGGUGACCAGCAAAAGUCCAAUGUCUGACUACGAUAGGAACAGCAUGAUCUACGGAACCAGGAUGAGUCAGCCGUCCCAGCAGAGUCUGAGAACGGACAAGUCGGGCUUGAAUUAUGGCUACACCGGCCAGGUGCAGACUGAGAGGCGCACACCGGACACGUACGGACGUAGCGCGGCGAAACCGAGGUCGAAUCACAGAGGGAACGGCGACUACGAGGAAGUUUAUGGCGCGCCUCAACUCUACCAGAGGCCGGCUGGUCCUGUUGGUUACACGAAAGGAGCUUCACCGGCUCCUAUACCGAUUCCGCUUUACGCUCAGCAACAUCAACAGUAUCAGCAGCAAAUUCAUUCUCCCGUCGCCGCUUCUAACGUGCCAAUAAUGAGACAACCGAGAGGCCAACCACCGCCACGGCCGCACAGCGCUGACUUUUUAGAGUACGAGGCGAACAGGAAGCCGCAACAACAGCUACCGCCGCAAUGCGAAGAAUCGUUGAAUCAACAGAGGCGUCCGCAGAGGCCUAAAUCGAGUUUAGACAUAGUCACUCCGUCGGACGCUGCUAACGAUGGAUAUUUCUAUUCCGAGGAGAGAUACGCGGCACAGAUGCGCCAGUCGGCGGUUUACCUCCAUCAGACACCGCAGCAUCAUCAGCAACAAAGGAACCAAUCACUUUCCCGCGCGACAAUGCCGUCGAAAGCAACGGGAAUUCGCGAUGGUAGAAGCGAGGAUGGUAGAAUAGCUACGUUACCGGAAGCUUCCUGCACGGGGCUGAGGCGAGGGCAACGCGAACACGUUCAUCAGCAGCACGUGAUGCCGCAUCAGUCGCUGCAGAGGCAUACCGAAAUGAACAGCAACGAAGCGAAGAUGAGGAGGUCGUUGCGGGAGAAGAGCUACGAGCCAAGCAGUCGAGAAAUGCUGAGUCACGUGGAGGAUGGAACGGUGCCUCGACGAAUUCCACGGGAUUACGAGUCGUCGAUGGGGUGGGGUAGAUCGACGACGAGUCACACGAGUCAGGGGGCUCACGUGGGCCAACCGUGUCACGCCGCUCACGGUGCUGCCAGACGAUGGAACGAUCAGCAACAGUUCUGCAGGUCGGCGUCCGCGCGGCUUCCGAGGACGCGACAUCCGGCAGCCUUGGACCCGGACGACGACGACUACGGCGAACGAUCUUCCGAGCAGGACUCGCGGGAUGGUGAACGAAAGAUCCAACAGCGAGAAGAGUCGAUGAAGCGGUUGCUGGAAUGGAAGCAGCGGAUGCUGCAAUCGCCCCUAACCCGGAAGCCAUCCGGUUCUGCAAACAGAGGCAGGAUGCAGAACGAGCUGUCGAGCUAUUACAAGCAGCAAGCGUUACUGGAACUGGCUGCCCACGAGGCAUCGGUUGCCGAGAGCCGUCAUUCCCGAAGAAGAGAGGACGGGCAUCGUCCGCACGCUCGAAGCAAAAGCACCGACGGACGUCGAACUGUCGCGAAUGUUUCUCGGUACAACAGCUACUCCAGCGACGACGAAGAGCUGGGAGAUGUCCGGAGGAAGCGAACGCGCAGACCCUCGCAUGCAGGAAGGAGCCCCCGGCAGCUCGGAGACAAUCGUUCGUCGGGGAUCCCGGUUCAGGACUCGGUUCCUGGGAGCGGCCGUCAGAAUCCGAACGUCCUGAGGGGCUCGAACGAUCAUCGAACGAGUCCGAUCGCUUCGGUGCUGCCCAAUUUGGGCGGUAUACCACCCGACGCCGGCUACGAGGAGGUCAGCUUUCCACCCCCUCAGAGAACCGAUCGUUCGCCGUCUUAUUUUCCUUCGGAAGCGCACAGAUCGGUCGGCAGACGCGAUCAUCAAGAACUGGACGCUUCGUACGAGGAGGAGAAAUUCAAGAAGAAGCCUUCUGGAAUUCUAAAGACAUCUACCACUUAUGGCGUCGAGCAAUCGAACAAGAGUCCAAACUCGUCCUCGUCGUCUGGUUACCCGGCCGAGUCUUGGUCCGCUCAGAAAACCGUUCAAUGGACCACGAAGAAGGAGCGAGACGAUUGGGAUUCCAACAUCGACGAGAGCAAGGUUAUCAAGGAGUUCUCUUAUCAGUACAUUAAACCGAAGGAGGAAGUUGAAUCAGGAGAGGACGAGAGAUCGCCGGGUAAACCGGAAGCAAUGAACUUGGUGCAAUGUAGAAUCAGGUCGUUCGAGUCGAACAUAGACAAUUCUAGCCCGGUCAAAGAAGUUCUCGCGAUGCAGGAACCUUUGAAAGUUUCUCCGCUUCAAGCUACCGAAGCUCAUGUCUCGAAGUUGGAUUGUUCGAAGAAGAGUUCCUCGAUCAUCCGCAACUUCGCGCUAGGCGAGGCUGAGUCUCAAGAUUCCAAGUACAGGAACGUAAAAGAGGGCCACGCCAAACAGGCGUCGACGGAUAGUAACAAGUCGGUGAAGGACUUGCUGGCGGAUUUCGAAAGGAAGUCGCAGCAAGUUCAGAGGCAGGAAUACGGAAGACGACAAGAGGUGAAACACCGCGGAGUGUUCAGCGACUCGGAAGCCCUGUUGUAUGAUACGGGAAGCGAUCUGGAUCAGCGGGAGAAGAACGAUGAAACGGGAAACGAGAGAGACUGCAAAACGGAUCAAGUUGUACCUGAGCCUAUUAACGAUUACAAACCUUACGCUGACGCGACGAAGAAGAAAGGAGACGCGUCCUUUCGUCGAAAGAAAAGAUCACCCUCCAAAGAGAGCAUGACUGAUGAAAUUCCCAACGAGGAUCUGGACACUGUAUCAAAUCCCAGUUGCAACAGACUGAGCGUCACAGAAUCCUUGUUAACUCAUGGCGAUCAUUUCUCUGGCGAGAGUGGAACCACCAGUCCCACGGUGAAACAGGAAGACAUCAACCCCGAAGAACACUACCUCCCCAUGUCGCCUAGGAAAGCUAUACUGGACCCUAACUGCGACGACAGACCGAAUCCAAACAUGAUGGAAAGUCUGUUCGCCACUUUGGAACACGAAGAAAGUUCGUACGUGGAAAUGGCUCAGAACGGGAUGACGCAUUCCCUUCUGGCGCCUACCGAAGAGAAUAGGAAACACGAUUCUGGCGAUUAUUCCACUUUGGACACUCCUCACUACGAGUUCGUCUGCGUUUCCGAUAGUAAGAUGGAGCCUGUUUACAUGGAAGUGAGUCAAUUGUCGGAAAAGGAAGAGAAAGAUGGCGGUAAGUUGCCGAAGAAGAGGAGUCACGAUGAUUCCAACCAUUCGAGAACAGAUCUCCCUGAUAUUUUAACGACCCUCAAGUCCGACAGCUCGGACGCCGACGACGAGUCUUCGAAAGAUCUCGACUCGAUCGAUGCUCCAAGACAUCCUCGAUUCAGUUUGUCAGACACCUUCAGACCCGCUUCUUAUUAUUUGGGCGCCAGUCGGACGAUGAUCGCAGAGUUGCAUGAUUCGUCCGACAGCGAACUAGUGUCUCCUCCUCCUAUUCCAACUACACCUCCCCCGUUGGACGACUUGGACUCGUUGGAUAUGCAAGAGUCCUUGGAGAUCAAGAAGGUGUCUCCUCAGGUAGCGGUGAUGAAGGACAAUAGCUCGAACAGAGACUCCCCGAAGUCGUGGAACAAACCGAUGGGUCAAGUUGAAAGCCAUAGACCACCGUCUAGAUUUUCAGACGCCACGAUCAGUUCUACUUUUCGAGACAGUCGAAUAUCCUUGGAGAGCGCGUCUGGAAGCGAUUCCGUCGAGCUAAGAACGCCGGAGGAGGAAGCUAGGCAUAGACAACUGAAAACCAGGCCAGUUAGCGAAGUUUGCGAAGUUUUAGACAGUUUAGACGAAUUAGAGUCUCUUGGGAGUCGCUUCGACGGAGCCAGCAUCGACUUGGAUCAGUAUCUUGAAGAGCUCCAGGCACGCGACGCGUUCAACGUUGACUUGUACGCGAAAGAUCUCAGCUACAACAGCAUCUACGGCUUCAACGAGAACAUGCUGGUGGUGGAUAAACUUCAGAAGACCACCUGUCACGACCUCUCGGGCCAGGUGAAUCUGGGCUUCGAUAAUCUUGAACAAUCCAUGAGAUACGGUAAUGGAAACAAGAUGGGAUCUGCCAGCAGUCUGCCUUCGAUGAGAGUCUCCGACGUUGUUCCACCUUCUCAUCAACAUUCGCAGUCUUUCACCGGCGAUGCUCAUUACGAGAAUAUCACGAGUUUUUCGCCUCUCAGAGGCUCGCCGGCAAUCCGAUCGGACAACGAACAGACGCGAGACGUUGGUCACAGGCUUCAGAGAGGGUCUCAGAAUAAUUUGCUGACCGCUUCUCACAGCAGAGACUCCAGCUAUUCGAUCGCGUCCGGUGCUGCUUCGAUUUCAACUUCCAUGGCUUGUCAGAGACCCGCCAGUGCCCAGUCUUCGAUGCACUCCCCAACGGGAUCCAUCUCCUUAGGAAAUCAUCACGGCAACAAUCUGCCAACCAGCGUACUACGAAACACCAGUCCCUAUUCCGAUCAACGUUUCCAGAAUCACUCCAGAUCCGCCAGUCAAGACUCUGCACGAUACUCGAUGAUAUCUAACCACAGAUCUUCCUCGAGCCAGGACUCGAGUCAUUAUCCCACCUCGACUCCCACCGUCAAAACAAAUCACCCUUCGCAAUCCUAUUUACCGAGCGAGACGCGUGCUCAGAGCGAACAGUCUGGCGCGCCCUAUUACUAUUCCGACCUACAAGCUAGCGCGAACGCGGUCGAUAGCGAAUCGAGCAAACCGCACAUCCCCAGGCUGCCCCAGUUGAACAAUCAAAGGGACGACGCGUCGGCGUUGAACAAAAAGAACGACAUAGGUCGCAUCGUCAAUCCCAUAUCGAGGCAGAUGCCCAGACAGAUCCAGGUCGACGACAUCGACGAGGCUAGACGCAUAGCCGCCGAACUGAGAAAGACCACGUGUCAAUUGUUGGGCGACAAUAAAGUUGACCUGGUGGACAAGAAGAAUUUCUACGAAGCGGAUACCCUUAGGAGGGUGAAGUCCACGGAUCUUCUACCGGACAUUUCAUCGGCAGAGAUCAGCCCCAGGAAUCUAUACCCUCAUGGUCUUCGAGACAAGUCGAGCAGUCAGGCGAGUAAUCGAGAGACUUUCGAACUGACGCAUGGAACGCAGACGUCGCAUCGUAGAUCGAGGUCUUUGGAGGGUCUCCUGGACGACGUGGGUCUUCAGAAUCUGGUGGAGCAAAGGAACCGAAGCAAUCGCGUGGCAACUGUCCAACCGACUCAAGUGGACGAGAUGCCGCAGAGUAUGGGCACCGGUAACGUUUCCGGUUCGAAUAGUAACUUCAGCGCCGAAGACCCCUGGGAACAGGACUCUCUUUGGAGAGAGAGCCUUCGAAGAGUGAGCCUGAGGAACGCCAGAUCCCUGGACAACCUGGACAGCCCGCCAAGACCGUCGAUGUCCACCUCGGACACGAAGAGUCGGAACAAAGUAACCCGCGGUGCCACUUACGUGAACGAUAGCGUGAUUUUGAGAAGGGAGAAUUGCAUGGAAGAACAACAGUCGGAGAGACCUCGCGUGAAACGCAGACCGAACAAGGAUGAGGAGAGGCUUCUGGACGAUCUGACUUACGAGAGCCUGUCGAUGGACCGAAUUCACGCCGGUGGCUACGUCUGGGACGCCGAGAACGAGGCUUACAGGAAGGCGACUGACGAUGACAGGAAUCAUUUUUUAGAGGAAGGCAACCUUCCCCCGGUUCGCUCGAUCUCGGAGAGCCAGGUGUCAGCCAGCACGUCCGCGGCGUUCGAGCUGGACCGAGAGAAACUGCGGCAAUGGGACCUGUUGUCGAGCGCCUGCUUGCUCCAGGAACAGCAGCGCGGCUCGAUGGCGGACUCGGGGCGAGGGUUGCCAAUUGUAGAACGACCUGGAGACAUUCCCCUACCGCGUCUCAGCAUCCCUACUACACCGACAAUUGUGCCUGCGGUCAACGAUCCAGAUGUCGGUUUAAAGGUGUUGGACAACGGACUGGAGAACGUAUCGACAGCGACCACGACCACGACCAUCACCACGAGCACGACGAACGGGGCUCAGCAGCUGAAGGAGAGCAACGAGGCUUGUUGUAACAGGGCUGCUGCAGCGUCCGGAUCUGGAUCGGUGAUAGGCAGAGAUCCGCUUCCACCAAGGGCUGUCAGCACGUCGCAGUUGGCUCAGAGAACGCAAACGCAGCCCCCAACCACCGUGUCCACCCUUCCAUUAUCAAGAAAUAACGCAUCGCACAGGCAACCGUUACCCCUUCAACAAUCCACCCCUCAAUCGGUCAGGCAAUCGGACAUCGACGCGAUGUCAAACUCGCAGCUUUUGCGAGCAGCCAGCAACGGUGAUAUUGGAACAAAUUCUGUGAUGAUAAACAGCAGCGAAGGAAAGGACCAGAGGUUAACAUCCCCUGGGGGUCACUCCAAUCAGCGACUAAUUAGUCCGGCAGGAGCAUUAAGGGUUGUUUCUUUGAACGACCAUCGAGUUUCCAGCCCUAGCGACAGCGAUAUACGAAUUCAUAGUCCAAUCGAAAGGAACAUGAUCAGCCCGAUCGGUAGGGAAGUGGAUCGUGGCGGGGGUACGGCUGCAAGGCAGAAUCAACGUGCAUGGGAGUGCAACGAGUUGCUGCAUAAAAGGAGCAACGUGACCGGGUGCAAGCUGGCGCAACCGGGAACCCACGGACUGGUUCGCGUAUCCGCUGGCGAACUACUCGGCAGGACCCACGAGGAGCUGGUGCUCCUGCUGAUCCAGCUGAGACGGCAAAACGCCACCAUCUACAAAGCGAUGGAGACCUGCCACAUGGAGAUCGAGGCACAGGCUAGAUUGGCAGAGCUCGAUACGCCGCGACGAUUGGAGAAUCUUCAGAAACUCGAGGAGCUGAAGAAACACCUGAUGGAUCUUGAAAAGCAGUACGAGAAGGGCAAGCCGCUGGUGAACCUCGUGGACAACAUGGUGAAAUUGGGUUCCCUCUACAAUCGUAACACUGCCAAUGGGACCAACAGCGUCUCGGGUUCUCGACACGACCUGGCGCACGACAAUUCCAGGGAUCAUCGUCUGGAAUUCAAUCAGAAGGUCCAGGAACAGCGUCUGUUGGCCGAGGAACGAAGGGACUGGGACCGAUUGAGCCCUGACCAUGGACAACUUCAGGCCAAGGUGCAGCAGCUUUACAAACUGGAUCGUCUGCUCCAGGAGGAAUCCGGAACACUUCACAGUCUUCAGCAAGACAAGGAGAUCCUGGAGAAGGCUCUGGGAGGCCUACGGCACAAACUGCAGGGCAGCAGGAGUAAUCUGGCGGAAGCUGAGAGGUACAGGAAACAGCAGCUUCUAUUGGAGAGGGAACUGAGCAGAGUGAGGGUGUUGCUCGCGCACAAUUCCAAGAAACUGGAGGAAACGGUCGCUGAGAAUGCUAGACUGGAACAGGACCUGGUGGUACUGCGACAGAAGCUGCAAGCAUCGAGAAGGUAUGCUGGAAAUAUGACCAGAGACACUUCGGCUACCACUGGUCCUCUGGAAGUGGAAUUGAGAAGGGUUCAGCAGCUGGUCGGUGAUCUUCAGAGGCAACGAAAAGAAUUGAGCGUUCAAGUAAGACAACUGACGGAAAAAUCUCACAGUUUGGUGCAACAGAUUCGUCCUCAGCCUCCUUCAGCACCCCAGGUACAUCAGCCCAAGAAACGAACACAGAAUUCCUGGUUGGAAACCGAUCUUGAUUCCGGGAUAACGUUAGACCACGGUUUAGAUUCCCCUUCGAGUCCCGCUUUGUCUUCUUCACCCCGUGGCAAACAGAACGGUGGCUCGUACCUGCACUUCAGUUCGUCGACGCAGAUCAAAGAUUCUUCGCCUACGAAUCGUCAACAGAACCAUCAAACGUUCCCUCAAUCGCCGCAGAAUCAUAUCUCUUCGCUGUCUCCUCAAUUACGGGAACAGAUUCAGCAGCAUCAGUUGAAGCAACAACUAUUAAAGGAUCAGAUGCAAGGGAAGGGUAAUUUGAUGCAAGCGAAUGUCGCGCCAUUAUACGUGAACACGGAGUCUAGAAUGCAUGAGAAUAACAAGCACGAAGAAAACCUAACUAAUGGCACAGUUAUCCCUCCGCCAGAGUAUAUUCCACCACCCCCGCCGCCACCCUUGAACGAGGAGACGUUGCUAAACGACAAUUACAGGCAAAACGAGGACAACAAGUUUGCAGGCUUGAUUCACAACCGCGAGAAGCAAGAAAUAAAAACAGUGAGAAUCGUGAAACGGGAAUCGGAAAGACGACAACGGGAUCGUGGAGACAGGACCGGGAACAUUGGAAUUCCAUUAACGAACGGGCUCCAAGCGCCUGGGGGUGCGAAGAGAUUGUGCGACGACGAUCUGGGAGGCUCUCAAAAGUUCGAGAAGGCUCAAUUAGGAAAAGUUGUAGAAGAGUCACCAAUGAUUCACGCUCAAAGCACAGUCCAGUUGACGGACUUGGACGACGUGCAGUUCCAAAGAAGCAUGUCCUUACCGAGGGGUUUCGGUGGACAGCGACAACAGCAACCGGAAAUACAUCAAGUACCGGUCGUACCACCUCCCAGGAGCGACAGUAUGCACGCCUUGAGAAGCAUGCUUGCUCGACGAAAUAAAGUUAGGUUCGAAAGUCAGGACGUCAGCUCGGACAGUACGCUGUCCCCGUACACGGACAGCCACACCUCGAGUUCCCACCUGCCUAUGAGUUCGCCAAACUAUUCGACCAGUCCGUCUUACAGUCCCAGCCAACAGCCUUACCCUGGCCAACCGAUCAGAUCGAACCAGCAGGCUGUGUAUUACCAGCAAUACAGACAUUACGAGAAUCCGAUGUCCAGUAGAGCAGAGAACUCUGGAGACCCGGUGAGCCCGGAACUUUUGUCGCCGACUAGUCCGGACGUUCAGGACAGAGCUUUCGGCUCGACGUUGAACGUGAACGCCUCGAACUCGCCGCAAUUGUCGCCGGUGUUCAAAAGCGAAGCCGCGAAACAGAUAAUCAAGGAGAUGACGGAGAGAAAGGUGGAGGGACCUAGACGAAGGCAGAUACCACGCGAGAAAAGACGGCACUAUACCGUGUCCAGUAGCAAACCCGUCCUCGACUUAGAAGACACCUUCUCCAAGAUGGGAAUGGGUAGAGCAAGAGACGAUUUAGAUAUGGAACGAGCGCUCAGGCCGAGGAUUAAUGCUCCUGACGUCGUGAGAUCCACUUUGAGCCACAAGGAAUUGAAGUACAACGAAAGUACUAUCGAUCAGCUGCUCGGGACUCCGAAUAAAAUCGUCAUCCCCGAGAGAUAUAUCCCUGAACAGACACCAGAAUUGACUGCUGAAGAACAGCAACAUCGGCUGAAGAAAGCGGAAGCGAUCAGGAAGAUGCUCUCGGAGACCACUGUCACUGCGCCAGAAGGAAAUGACGACAAUAUUAAUAUAGAGAAAUCUGACAACUUGAAGAGAAAAGUGGUGGAAGAGAAACGACAGAGAGAUCACAUUCUACAGUUAAAUCAAAUUCUAGCAAAACAAGUUAUGGAAAAGAGCAAAAUGGUAGCUGUGAAAGCCUUGGCUACCCUUCCUUUGAACACCGAAUCGAGCUUAGACGACGAGGAUCUCUCGCCAGUGACACCAUUACCGCUCUAUCAGCAAAGAGAAAAUUAUUAUUCGUAAGAAGAAUAUGAAAAGAAAAUAAAAAAUAAAAUCCUCUUUAGCACAAAACACUACUGCCAGCCCGGAACAACAGAGGAACAAAACAUCUUUUUGAAACUUUACAGGUGAUUCGCCUGAUACCUGCGAUCACGGUAACAUUAACGAUAAGGAAACUGUGUUUUCUUUUCUUCACUUUCUUUGUUUCUUUUUAUUUGCAUUAGAAUUGUACAUAAUCAUUCGUUAAGUAAACUGAUAAUAAAUAGCUGUCCUCUGAGUCGUCGAUAACGAAUAGUUAAUAAUAAUGGAUGUCGAACAGAAUUAGAUGAACGAUAUUUAUAAAAGAAGAUAGUAAAUAUCGAGACGAUUAAUGGAAAUAAAGAAAGUUUUAAUUUUGUUUAUUA
Molecule: messenger RNA, 11615 nt
Organism: Osmia bicornis bicornis
Lineage: Eukaryota; Metazoa; Arthropoda; Insecta; Hymenoptera; Megachilidae
Exons: 28
Coding region: 175-11235 (3686 amino acids)
Source: RefSeq, a predicted model, not a curated record